This is a messenger RNA of Saxophila tyrrhenica, 4680 nucleotides long. RefSeq lists its product as uncharacterized. The transcript has 2 exons. Gene Ontology annotation, biological process: proteolysis. The record is from RefSeq and is a predicted model, not a curated record. NCBI's taxonomy places the organism in Eukaryota, Fungi, Ascomycota, Dothideomycetes, Mycosphaerellales, Extremaceae. Gene Ontology annotation, molecular function: cysteine-type peptidase activity. The coding region runs from base 1 to 4680 and encodes 1559 amino acids.
AUGGCGCCUAGCAACCCUCCUCGACACUGGUGGUAUGAGCCUCAGGAUCCCGAAGAGACGACUGGUGAUACCGAUGCUGGAAACGGUGUCGAUGCUUCUCCGAGGGAGGAGUCUUUCUGGUCAAGGUGGCGCCAGGAAACUCCAGAGCAGCCCGACAGUGUUGCAGUUGAAGAGACAUACGUCGACCGGUAUAGGCCGGACCUGAGCCCAGCGGUAACCACCAGCAGCAUCUACUGGCCUCUCGAGGAAUCGAAUGAAGGUGCUGCCGCCACAGCCGGAGACGAUGGUUCGUCGGCUGGCUUGGGUCUUCGAGAAGACGCAAUCAGCAUAUCCAGCGACGGCAGUUCAUCCCAGGAGUCUACCCCGGAGCCCAUCACACCCGCAGCAGACGGACCCGUGCGACGUGACGUGGAAGCCUACUUCAUUUGCACCGAAUGCCUCCAUCCCCGAGAUGUGAUGUUCCGGGACCCGGACCAUGGCGACACCUGUGGGUAUUGUGUCGAUCAAUGCACUGGAGAGGACAUGAGCGUUGAGCAGAAAUGGUGUGCCGUGGGCUGUCACUCAACCUUGAGGACGCAUUUCCUGUACGGUUGUGAGGAAGCGGAAGAUGCCUGUAUCCAGCACGGCCCGGAAGAAGACGUCCAAGCUGGCACGCUGCAUAUAUCCGAGGGCUGGCUGGCCCACGCUGAAGACCGCAGGAGGAAUGGCCGCAACGCCAGCGUUAUUAUCCGCGGCCUGACCAGGUUUUACCUCAAGCAACAUGUGGUGACCGCCGAAGCUCGAUGGAACGAAUCCCUGUUGUCGGAUGAAGACAUUCCGCACCGGACUAUCGAUUACGAAAGCGACUGCUGCAACUCGAGACUUCUAGUUGGCACAUCGAAGCGGAAGCUGAUCGACACCGCCUUCUCGGAGCAGCAAGGUGGUACUACCAAGCGCCGGACGGUCUCACAACAGCCGGAGACCACAGUUUGUACUGGCAAGGUCGACCAGGAGGAAGCUGCCAACCUUGAUAUCCCCGUGGAAGAAGACGACGACGACAUUGAAGGAGGAGUUGGUCUCGGAGUCUCCAAGGACGAAGGCGAUGAGAAGGAGUCCUUUGCUGGAGAAGAGUCUGGCGACGAAGAAUGCAUCAUUGUUUCUGCACGAUCCACCGGACAAGCCGAUGGAAGCACCGGUUUCUCGAACGGCGAGGGUGCUCCGAUCGCCUCACCAGCGCCCGAGAAGGACAGUGAUCAAGAGUCCUCAGUGGGAGGAGAUGAAGAGUCUGACCACGAAGAUGGUUUCGGCGGCAAUUUCGAAUACGACGACUCCUAUUUCCAGUUCGCAGACGAAGAGCCGGGCGAGCCUCCUCAAACAGAGACAGAAGAGGACAAGCAGAAGAAGAAGGACCAAUACCUGGCUGAGAUGAUUGCAUUGGCAGACAAACAAGAACACACAGUUGCAAUGCUGAGGAGAUUGUUCACGCAGAGGAAGGAGAGCGGCUCGUCUCCGUUUGCUGCACCUCUCCUCGAAAUCCUGGAAUUGGCUGUGAGUAGAACGGUUCCACAGCAAGCCGUCACCGACGGCGAGGUAUGGCGUGAGUAUCCAUUGAGAACACGCUGUCCUUUGCCGCAGGAAUUUGAGAUUGAAGCGAUCUCGGCCGAAGAGGCUUUGGGUGUACAUCCACCGGACAAGAGCCUUCCUGAUUCCCUGUCAGAUGGCUGGGCCACCGACAACUUGCUGGAAGUGUUCGCAGCCGCGUCCAAUCAAGUCUUCGAGGAAGAAGGGCUCAAAUCGUACAUUGCGCCCAUCUUAGAGACGCAGUAUUUCGUGCCAAGGGUCGACUUUGAGGAAAUCAACAUUGUCGAAAACCUCAAGCAGUAUCUCAAAGCUACUGAGAAUGCAUGGGCUGCACCCAACCGCCAAGAGUACCUCAACUUCUUCCCGGCGGCCAACAUGCCAGUCGCGACUGAGCAGCUCAUGUUCUUGUACAACGUUGCGGGCAACCACUGGGUGACGGUGCACAUGCACGUGAACGAAGAGCGAACGGACGGCAAGAUUGAAGUACUCGACCCACGCUGGAACCGGUCUCGCGGUAAACGAGCAUUCAAUGAAAUGUCGGCUGAGGUGAAGGUCCUCGCACAACUCGUCUCCCGCCGCGAUCAUCUACAUUGGCAGAAUGUCGUAUGGCGAGAGCCGCAGCAGAUCAGGUGUUUGACCCAACACAACGACUCGGAUUGUGGUUUCUUUGCUUGGUACAUGGCGACGCUGCUGGCGAGAUCGAAGGAUGUCGCCGCGAUCCCGGAUGAGAAGAAGGAUGAUGAGGCGUUGUCGAUGCGGCUGCGGUACGAGGGGUUACAGCUGGUGUACCGGUCUGUCAUUGGCACGGAGCUGUCGUUUGAGCCUUUGCAACGGUAUUUGGACACCAGGACGAGGAGCUCGCAGCGGCCACCCAGCAAGAAAGGGCCGGCCAAGGGUACGGUUGUCAAUCAGAAGGUCAGCCAGAAGGGUAGUCAGAUGGACGGUGGUGGCGCGCCAACAGCAAGGCGUCGUAAAGGUCAGCUGGAGUCUGGGCUCGACGGUGGAACACCCAAUACGAGCGCGGCGAUGGUCCAGGACUCGUCCGCAGUGGACGCAGAAGAAUCAACAACAGACGUGGCGACCAUCUGGAAGAUCGACAUGCGACAGUUGCUCUGCAAUGUUAUGCUCACAGAGCCGGCGCACCAAUGGACGCUGGACGAGCUAACGGAGCACGUUUCGGACAAGUGCGAACGUCUUGCUGAAGAACAUGACAGCGAGCUCGACUUCGGUGAGCCGGAAAUUCGCAUGAGGAUUCGAAACGUACUUGACAUUUCGGAAGCGACUUUUCAACCUCUGCGGUCAACCGACGACACCGUUUCGUCGUUCUUGCUCCGUCAAGGCCCUGGGAGACUGGUUGACUCGGAGACUCAGAUGAGUCUUCUUGCGCCACCGCGAACCAGGGAACCCAUCUUUGACAGGCUGUUCGACCAUAACCCUGGCCUGUGCAUCUCAAUUGUACGCAACAGCGCUCCUGCCUGGGAAGCAGAAGACUUUCGGGAUAUGGAAGAUCGCGCUGAGGAACAGGUGGACCUCUUCUGGGCCUUGUUUCAAUCCAAUCAUGGAGACCUGUUUGUGGAAAACGACGCGAAGCCCCAAAAGGUCACAGAAUGGUCCGAAAUGCUUCUUGAUGGCGAGCCUCAACCCGCCUGGGCCGACUACGUGUAUUGUGCGUCGAGUGCGGAGGUCUUGUUCUCCCUUGAUUUGAGGCAUGGUCGUCUCAGAGCCGAAACGGUUCGAAUCAAGACUUUGCUCCAAAAUGCGGACGUUUGGGCUUCGGAACAGGAAACCAGAUUCGAGGUGUGCUUGUUGCAAUCCAACGUAGACGGGAGCUCCACCAAUAACGACACCUGGAAAAUGCUCUGCGAUGAGUAUCGGAAUCUUGAUGUCCAUGUGGUUAUGGUCGCCGAGACGAAACGACAGUGGCAUCCAGAUAUGUUCGCACAGGACGCAGCAAUCAAUGUAGGAUGGGCCACGUUCGAUGCGAGGGCUUUGGCAACACUCUGGAGUGAGCCGGCCUGUUAUCCGAUGCAGGACGAGAUGCACAUACGCUUCCUGAUGGCUUGCAUGUUCGCAAGCUACUUCAAGCUGGACCAUGCCGUGAUGUCAAAGGCGAACGCACAGCUCCAGAAUGCGAUCGCGGCGUGUAGGCUCACGGGACCGGGAAGAAAGACCUUCGAUCUUUCGCUUGACGAAGCUCGCAAGUGUAUGGUAUGCCUCGGAGAAGGAAUUGAGCCCGAGGAGAUGGAGUCCCUUCUCAGGUGUAGCGCUCCGCAGCGAGAGAGCAAUGAGCUGUUGUUUCGCUGCUCCUUUCACGCCCACAUUGGGGCGUUUCCCCUUCUGGGUAACUCGGCUCAGACUACCGAUGACUCCGUCCUUCUCCCCCCCGGCGGGUCUUUGACGGAUCGAUCGCCAAUCCUGGUCUCGCCUUGGCUUUUCUCGCAGGCUCCUACACCUGGACGAUUAUUUCGAUGCUGCUACUGUGGUUUCCAAUCGGACACCGCAAGACAGCACAAAGUGCAUUUGAAGAGAGAGCACAACAACAUCGUUGGGUGCCCUCACUGCCCGGAGACACGACCGACCCGCCAUGGCAUUGUGAAUCAUACCAGGACCGCGCAUCCCGGACUCCCGACUGAUGUCUGCUUCAUCUGCGGCGUAGUGUAUAAGACAGCUGUUCACCACUUCCGCCAGAAUCACCCUCUCAGGUUAUGUCCUGUGGAUGAAUGCCUAUUUUCGAGUAUGGAUCCAGACGAGCUGGCAGCGCACGGAGUACAAAGACAUGGCAUCCAAGCCAUGCAGGAUGCCAAAGAUGGCAGAGGCUGCCUGCAUACGACCACAAAAUCUGCACUGGGACGAGAAGAGGACAUUCUGCAGUGUCCCUACUGUCCUCUGACUGCUGAUGGCGCGCACGUAAUGAACGCUCACGUCAACAGGGAUCAUCCCGACCGCGAGCAGGCCAUCUGCUUUUUCUGCGGAGAGAUUUGCAAAGACAUCUUGAACCGACAAUAUCAUGUGAGACGAAAGCAUCCUUACUCCAAUUGCACUGAACGCGAUUGUAAGUUCAAGACUCGCACGCCACAACAAAUGGUACUGCAUCGGGAGGACAAGCAUGGAGAUGCAUGA